GAUGAUGAUGAUGAUGAUGAUAAUGAUGAUGAUGAUGAUGAUGAUGGCGAUAUUGAUGAUGAGGAUGAUUAUGAUGCUGAUGUUGAUGAUGAUGAUGAUGAGGAUGAUUAUGACCAUGAUGAUGAGGAUGACUAUGAUGCUGAUGAUGAUGAUGAUCCGGAUGAUGAUGAUCCGGAUGAUGAUGAUGAUGAUGAUCACGAUGAUGAUGAUGAUGAUGAAGAUGAUGAUGAUGAUGAUGAUAAUGAUGAUGAUGAUAAUGAUCCGGAUGAUGAUGAUGAUUAUGAUGAUGAUGCUGAUGAUAAUGACCAUGAUGAUGAUGAUGAUGAUGAUGAUGAUGAUGAUGAUGAUGAUGAUGAUGAUGACGUGGAUGAUUAUGACGAUGAGGACGAUGAUGAAGAUGAUGAUGAUGAUUCGGAUUAUGAAGUUAAUUUGGAUGAUGAAGAUAAUUUGGAUGAUGAGGAUGAUGAUGAUGAUGACGAUGAUGAAGCUGAGGAUGAUCAUUACGAUGAUGUAGAUGAAUCGGAAGCUGAAUCAAAUGAUAAUGAUUAUGAUCAGGAUGAUGACCAUAAUGAUGAUGACGAUGAUGACGAUAAUGAUGAUGACGCUGAUGAUGAUGAUGAUAAACAUCAUCGUGUUCAUCUACGUCCUCAUCGUCAUCACGAUAUGCAUCAUCCGAAUCAUCAUCGUCAUCAUCAUUAUCAUCAUCAUCAUCAUUACAAUCAUCAAAAUACACGUCGUCAUCAUCAUCUUAAACGUCAUCAUCAUCAUCAUGAUCAACCAUCAUCAUAA
Molecule: messenger RNA, 789 nt
Organism: Echinostoma caproni
Lineage: Eukaryota; Metazoa; Platyhelminthes; Trematoda; Plagiorchiida; Echinostomatidae
Source: the annotation of a GenBank genome assembly